UGUAUUUUUUCCAAAACCUCUGAAUCGCCGCGUCUGUUUCCAACUUUACGUUACAUUGAUCGUCCGUAACGCUCGCCUGAUCGCCGGUCGCCAGUUGCCGCGGCGUACCCUUGCCGCGCGGACCGUUUUGACGCGACGCGAUUUCAUUUCAAAUUUUUUUUCGUUGUCAGCAGAAACAUGCCUAGAAGAAUUAUAUUUUCUGAUCAAAUUACAAAGAGACUUAUAAAGGAAGUGAGGAAACGAGAAUGCCUGUGGAAUCCUGACCACGACCGUUACAACGACAGAUAUCAAAUGGCUAAGAAUUGGAUGGAGAUAGCGGAACACUUGCAACAGCCAGAAGAGCGUCUACGAGUGAAAUGGAAGAAUCUAAGAGACUUAUUCAAGAAGGAAAUCAAGAAGUUCGGCCCCGUCGAUGCCUAUACCGGCAGGUGGAGGCACUUCGACAUGAUGAAGUUCAUCAGUCGGUCAUCAGGCAACGUGUCCAAGACAAACGAAGGCAGCGACGUAGAAACUAAAGCGGAAUUAAACACAGACGAAGAAGAAUACGAAUUCGAAGUGGAAGACGAGCAGGAACCAGAGAGGAACAAUGAGGUGGAAGUGUAUCUCGAUGAAGCUUACGAGGAGGAUCCCAUUCCCGACAAGAGAGCGAAGAUAACGACAGACGAGGACUACGAUGUGAUGUUUCUGAAGUCCCUCGCGCCAUACUUCAGGCAACUCGACCCGAUACGGAAGCUGGUGGUGAGGAGCAGGAUGCAAGACAUGCUGCUGAACGAGAUAGCAGCACAAACGUCCGCCAGCCACUGCCAGUUAAAGAACAGCUAGCAGUCAAAACCCGUGAAGGAUAAAGUGACAGAAAUAAAAGACACUUGAUAUUCCUUCACGUCAAGAACUUAGGUUGAUGGUAAUGUUAGAACUAUAGACAAUAAGUGAAUGCUUUAGCAUUUUAAUUGGGAUAGCAAUGAAGACUGAUUACGUGUAAAUAUAUGUUGAUUGCGUCUUAAAUACGUAAAUGGUGCUGUUUUAAAUGGAACUGUUGAAUUGAAGAUGUUUGAAUAGUUUGUAUGUAAUACAAUUGGAUGCCUUAGAUUGCAAUGGAUUAGAAUGUUGAACUUAGAUGCGUAGUUUCUCGAUAUUACCUCCAAAGGGUGCCUUUAUUGAUAUUGUAAAAAAGAUUUAAGUAAAUCUAAAGCACUGCCUGUCAUUAUACCUAUUAUUAACGCUUUUGAGUAACAUUGACACCAAAAUAGCCAGAUGUGUUUAUUAUUAUUUUUAUAUCUAUUUAAGCUGAUAUUGUGAAUCUAACUAAUUACAAUUAAAGCCAAUUAUUUAUGUCUAUACCAGAAUAAUAAUAUGAUAAUGAAAACUCGGACUAUAUAGUAAAAGUUGAUUUGUUAUUAAUUCUAACUUGUUACGUACGACCAAAAGUACAAACACUUUUGGUAAUUCCAUUAUUACGAUGUUAUCAUAAGUGGGUCCAAUAGCCAGCAAGUAACUUGCCGUCCCCGUUGAUAUACUUGAAUAAAAUAAGUCAUAAUUGUUCCCCACAGUCCUCGUUUUUCCACAUAUUUCUUUAGAAGAGCUGAUUGAGCGUUGACUGAACCACUGAUGCUCCUUCCAAGCUACAUCAACGCUAAUAUAACGAGCUUAAACACUUGGUUUGAACAGACAUUCCUCAUAAUGUCAGCCGCAUCCGUGCUUUGAAUAAACAACUUUUAUCAAGAAACAAAGUAUCCUAUAAUAUCAUCUGGUAAUCAAAACCUAUAUUCAUGUGUUCUCUUGGUGGAAGAUCUUUAAUAUGUACAGAGGAUUUAAUAUGACAAGGGACUGUGAAAGCUCGUUGUUAGGGGCUCUUCCACUUAUGGCCAUGUAGGCUUUCCUCUUUCAAAGCUGGAUCACAUAUAUAUCAGUACGGUUGUUCAGUCUGCUUCUCUUUCUUCCGUUGACUUCGGCGAAGUUACGAGCCGACAACCGAAGGUCUACCAUUUUUCAAGUAGUAUUAUCGAAGAUUAAAAUCGUGACCGCAUAUAAAAUACUAUUACUCCUUCUUACAACUGCAGUACCGUAAUGUAACGUUAGUAACCGUAAGUAAUGUUACGUUAGGAUGCGGUUACUUCAGUAUCUACCCCUGUUUAUAUAAGACGUUUUUUUUUAUCCUGGCAAUUAAGAGAACGUUUAUAGCAGUUGUCAUUUAGAGACCCUUCACAUUGCGCCGUCCAUGCUGUUAAUGUUAUGUAGGUGUACGGUCAUCGAAAACCGACGCUGUACAAAAGUGUGAAGGGAUCUUAUAGUUGAAUUCCAUGUAAGUUUGAUAUGUUAGUAAAA
Molecule: messenger RNA, 2322 nt
Organism: Trichoplusia ni (cabbage looper)
Lineage: Eukaryota; Metazoa; Arthropoda; Insecta; Lepidoptera; Noctuidae
Product: transcription factor Adf-1-like
Exons: 2
Coding region: 178-822 (214 amino acids)
Biological process (GO): regulation of transcription by RNA polymerase II
Cellular component (GO): transcription regulator complex; nucleus
Molecular function (GO): DNA binding
Source: RefSeq, a predicted model, not a curated record